CAAGAAUCGCAAAGAAUUCUAUUUUUGAAACUUUUGUUUAUUUAAAAGAAUCGGAAAAAUGAAUGAAUUUUUGGACCAAUUAUCGGAUAUGAGAAGCGAAGAGUUUUGGACGCGAUUUCUGCGCCAAAACGCCGCCCGAGGGACGACAGAAACGACGCAAACGACGGAACGGACGACACAAACAACAAACAUGUCUUCCGUUUGCUCUGAACUCAAAUCCCCGAAAGUGGCGUUCAGUUCGUCCGCUUUCUUCGACCCGACGGCGCAUCCGACGAUCGAAGACCAGGUGUUUUUGAGUCGAGAAAUAGCGAAGCAAUUGGUUUGCGACGAAACGAACGCCAAAUCCAAGGGCCGAGAAAUGUAUAAACAAAGAGUGGAAAAGUCGUACAAAUGGGUGACGACUGCGACGACAGACGACGGCGAGGACGACACCGGCGGCGACGCGAACGACGACCACUCAAACACCAUAUCUGACGGGCCGCCCAAUCUGCGCCUCCUGUUGGACCCGCGCCACGUGCAGGACUUGAAUUCAUUGUCUUUCGAAUCGAACGAAACGGAAAUAAUGAGAGAAGAGAAGCGAACGCGAGAUUUCUGCGAAGGCAUUGUUGCGGACCUGACGUCACCGGAAGUGAAUCCAAACAAAGGAAACGUUUUGUUCGCAAAACGACAGCAACUGAGCGACGAAUGGGUCGUCGAGGCGACGGCUGGACGACAGACGGACGACGGCAGAGACGACGAGCAGCAGUGGAGGCCUACGUCUGUGGCGCUGAAGACGACGGACGACAGGACGAUGAGUGGGACGACACUUGAGCGACACUUUUGGGACGACAGCACUAGUAUUGCGCGAAAGUUUCGAGACUUCAACUCUCGAGCGAAGCCCUUCUCGCGCUCGCAAUGAAUAAAGUCUUUGUUUUGUGAA
This is a messenger RNA of Oppiella nova, 919 nucleotides long. The record is from the annotation of a GenBank genome assembly. Lineage: Eukaryota; Metazoa; Arthropoda; Arachnida; Sarcoptiformes; Oppiidae.